CAAUGGCUGGGCGAGCUGUACAGUCAGCAGGUCGGUGGAAUCAUCGGCGACGAGAUGGGAUUGGGUAAAACCAUUCAGAUCAUCUCGUUCUUGGCCGGUCUUCAUUACUCCAAGAAGAUCACCAAGCCCAUUAUCGUCGUUACUCCAGCUACUGUCAUGAAGAAUUGGGUCAACGAAUUCCAUCGAUGGUGGCCUCCUAUGCGAGUCUCUAUCCUGCAUACGUCUGGAAGUGGUAUGAUGGAUACCCGUCGCGAGAGCCAGAUGGAGCGAGAGCUUGAGUCCAGGAGCUACGAUGACGAGCGAAAGCCUCUCACCAAGGCUGCGAAGGCCGCUAAGAAAAUCGUUGACAAGGUCAAGCGUGACGGCCAUGUGUUGAUCACCACAUACUCCGGAUUACAGAGCUACGCCGAGUUCCUUAUUCCUACCGACUGGGAGUAUGCUGUAUUGGAUGAGGGCCACAAGAUUCGAAACCCGAACACUGCCAUCACCAUAUUCUGCAAGGAGUUGCGGACUCCAAAUCGGGUCAUCUUGUCUGGAACACCAAUGCAGAACAACCUGACCGAGCUGUGGUCUCUUUUCGACUUCGUCUUUCCCAUGCGGCUGGGCACCCUCGUCCAGUUCCGAAAUUCGUUCGAGUUUCCGAUCAAGAAAGGUGGCUAUGCGAAUGCUUCCAACCUGGAUGUCGAAACGGCUAUGAGAUGCGCAGAGACGUUGAAGGAAUCCAUUAGCCCGUAUCUGUUACAGCGCUUCAAGGUCGAUGUCGCAGCGGAUCUGCCCAAAAAGAGCGAGCGUGUUCUCUUCUGCAAGUUGACGAGACAGCAACGAGAGGCUUACGAGCAGUUUCUGGCAUCGGAUGAUAUGACCUCGAUCCUCAACGGCAAGCGGCAGAUGCUGUUCGGUAUUGACAUUCUGCGAAAGAUCUGUAACCAUCCAGAUCUAGUCCAGCAUAAGACCUUGUCAAAGAAAGAGGGUUUCAACUAUGGAUCCGGCGUCAAGUCAGGAAAGAUGCAAGUCGUCAAAGCCCUCCUGGAGAUUUGGAAGAAAGACGGUCACAAAACCCUGUUGUUCGCUCAACAUCGGAUCAUGCUGGACAUCCUCGAGAAGUUCGUCAAGGGCAUGAAAGGCGACUUCAAGUACCGCCGUAUGGAUGGAAAUACUGCCAUCAAGGACCGGCAGGCUAUGGUCGAUGAGUUCAACAACGAUCCGGACCUUCACGUCUUUCUGCUCACUACCAAGGUCGGUGGGCUUGGCGUUAACUUGACCGGUGCAGACCGUGUAAUCAUCUUCGACCCUGACUGGAACCCUUCGACGGAUAUUCAAGCUCGUGAGCGAGCAUGGCGACUUGGCCAGAAGCGGGAAGUUGAGAUCUACCGUCUGAUGACCGCGGGCACCAUCGAGGAAAAGAUCUACCACCGCCAGAUCUUCAAGCAGUUCCUGACUAACAAGAUUCUUCGAGAUCCGAAGCAACGCCAAACCUUCCAGCUCCGCGACUUGCAGGAUUUGUUCACCUUAGGCAAUGCCAACGACGGCGAGACCGAAACCAGCACUCUGUUCCAAGGUAGCGAAGUCAAAUUCGACGACACAAAAACAGGCCCAGCACCAAACCGCGGCAUGCCUACUCCUCCAACAGAUCCCGAAUCCUUGCAACUGCAGCGCGCUCACAACGGCGCAUCCGCUGGCACAUCUGCUCAGCACCUCGAAGCCAUCACCGGCGUCUCUCGCCAGGAAGCUUACGCGCCUGAGGAGUCCGAUUCCAGCGACAACGCCAACGACACCGACGCCCCGAAGGAGAAGGGCGACCGCCUCCUCAGCACCAUCUUCGCCCGCUCUGGCGUCCACUCCGCGCUCGAGCACGACGUCAUCCUCAACUCCCGAACCGGUAAGCCCAAAUACGCGCCCGACCCCAAGAUCAUCGCGCAGGAGGCUCGCAAGGUCGCUGCCGAAGCCGCCCGCGAGCUCCAGCGCUCUGCUGAGAUCGCGCGGACUAUCCCAGCCGGCGUGCCCACCUGGACCGGCGUCGUCGGCGUCGCUGGACGCCCUGAACAACGUCUACCUCCUCCGCGCAACCUGGGCGCGGGCCGCGGUGGCGGCAGAGGUGGAGGACGAGGUGGUGGCCCGUCGAGCUCGUCUGUCCUCUCGAAUCUGGCUAUGCGACAAAGGCAGGGCGGCCAGAACGGCGCUGGACGCGGACGCGGUGGCGCGACGUCGUCGACGACGCAGAAUCAGCAGCCGAAGGGCCGCGAUUUCUUGGUGCUGAUCCGCGACUUUAUCAAUGUGCAUGGGGGAAAGGUGCAUACGCAGGCGUUGAUCAACCAGUUCAACCGCUUCUGUGGUACGGCGCAGCGCACGGCGGAGUUUAAGGCGAUGCUGAAUGAGAUUGCAGUGCUAGAGAAGGGAACAGGUGGGCGGGGGAAGUGGACGCUGAAGGAGGAGUAUAAGCCGAAGAGGGAGUAGGGAGGCCGAGAGGGGUUGCUUGAGGUGAUGUUUGGGCGAUUUGAGGCGGGACUUUGAUGCUGGGCAUAUGAGUUGGGUGGUUGUAUGGGUGAUGGAGGUGGCUAUGCCUGGGGCGUGGUAAGGCGGAUUAUACCCUGAUACCCAGCGAAAUGGAUACGAUGAGAUCCUGAUGCUAUACUCGAAUCCGAAUGAACUUUCAAUGAUGAAGAGUGCUUUUCAUAGUACAAUGGGUGAUG
This is a messenger RNA of Mytilinidion resinicola, 2690 nucleotides long. RefSeq lists its product as uncharacterized. Lineage: Eukaryota; Fungi; Ascomycota; Dothideomycetes; Mytilinidiales; Mytilinidiaceae. The transcript has a single exon. Bases 55 to 2454 code for a protein of 799 amino acids. The record is from RefSeq and is a predicted model, not a curated record. Gene Ontology annotation, molecular function: ATP binding; ATP-dependent chromatin remodeler activity. Gene Ontology annotation, cellular component: nucleus. Gene Ontology annotation, biological process: transcription-coupled nucleotide-excision repair.